Messenger RNA from Beauveria bassiana ARSEF 2860, 552 nucleotides. Its product is annotated as Acyl-CoA N-acyltransferase. The record is from RefSeq and is a predicted model, not a curated record. The transcript has a single exon. The coding region runs from base 1 to 552 and encodes 183 amino acids. NCBI's taxonomy places the organism in Eukaryota, Fungi, Ascomycota, Sordariomycetes, Hypocreales, Cordycipitaceae. Gene Ontology annotation, molecular function: acyltransferase activity, transferring groups other than amino-acyl groups.
AUGGUCGAAUUGAAACUUGAAAGAGUCAAUGAGCUGACGCAGAAAGAUAUUGCCGGACUCGAUUUUAGUUUUUCAAUCAAUGCCGAGGUUGCAAAGCCAAUCAAUCAGCUGGAAAACGACCUGCCUUUUACUACCUCACCGCUACCCGAGAGAGUCAAAGACUUUGGCUUCGACGAGCAGGAAUUGCAGGGGGCUGAUGGUCUGACGAAAGUCAUCAUUGUCCUCAGGGCCGAAAAUGGCUGUAUAUAUGGAUACACCGUCGCUUCCAAGAGCUGGAACCGGAUGGUUCUGCUCGAAUUUAUCGGGCUGGAUGUCAGUGUUCGCGGCUACGGCAAUGCAGCGCGUCUCCUGGACGCUGUCAAGCACUGGACGCGAGAAAUUGGUCUUGGCGCGAUUCGCGUCGAAGGGCAAUCUAACAAUGUUGCAGCCUGUCGCUUCUACAAAAAAGCUGGCAUGGUCUUUGCAGGCUAUGAUGAGCAUCUCUAUCACGCGUUUCCAGAGAGCAGAGGCGAAAUCGCCGUCUUUUUCUACGCGUUACUGGAUAACAAUUAG